AACGCUCCUUCCAAUAUGCAACUAUUAACUUUUGUCUUUGGAUUUGUUCUCAUUGCAUUGUCAACAUCUCAAUGGGAUAACAGUUAUUGGUGGUACAACCAACAGCCAACACAGGCUCCUUCAUUCAAUUGGUUCGGUAAUGGUGGUCAUCAGUCGGAUGGAAAGGGAAAUAUGUGGCAAGGAAGUGAUAACGCAAAGAUAAUGCUCUUCGCCAAAUCUUCAUGGCCAUGAUUGAAUACUCUUCUUGUAUCACGUUAUUCUACUGGUUCACACUUUUUCCCACAGUAAUAAAAGAUUACCUGUCA
Caenorhabditis elegans is the source of this 305-nucleotide messenger RNA. RefSeq names its product C-type lectin domain-containing protein. Lineage: Eukaryota; Metazoa; Nematoda; Chromadorea; Rhabditida; Rhabditidae. The record is from RefSeq and is marked reviewed. Bases 16 to 231 code for a protein of 71 amino acids. The transcript has 2 exons.